AUGACCAAGACUAUCAUAAAUCUGUCAUGUCUUAUUUUAAUACUAUUUCAGUGUGUAUCACAAUCGUAUUCGCAAUGGGACUUACCACCCGGUGUCAUUCUAGCAUUUGCUGGUACUACAGUUCCAGAUGGAUGGUUGUCAUGUGAUGGCAAUGCAAUUAGUCGUCUUCAGUAUCAAAAUUUAUUUCUAGUCAUUGGUACAAUUUAUGGUGUUGGAGAUCAUGUAACUACGUUUAAUCUGCCUGAUUUUCGAGGAAGAACCCUUGUUGGUGUCGGUCAAGGUCCGACACUUACAAACCGUUUAUUAGGACAAAGUUUCGGCACAGAAAAGCAUAUACUAAGUGUAAAUGAAAUGCCAGCACAUUCACAUGAUGUUAAUGAUCCAGGACAUGCACAUAAAAUGGGAAAUCCAGUAGGACAAGUAUGGGAAACGGCCGGUGGUAAGACCAAUCGAUUUUCAUACGGUACUAAUAAUCAUGGAGUACCUAACAAUCCUCCCACGCAAACUGAACGUACUGGAAUCAGCUUAAAGACAACUGGUUCUAGUGCAGCACAUAAUAAUAUGCCACCAUCACUUGCCAUCAAUUAUAUCAUAAAGGUAUUAAUGAGAAAAUUUUAUUUUAUUGAAUAG
This is a messenger RNA of Adineta steineri, 630 nucleotides long. Lineage: Eukaryota; Metazoa; Rotifera; Eurotatoria; Adinetida; Adinetidae. The record is from the annotation of a GenBank genome assembly.